AUGGUAGCUGCACGGAGGUACUACCACAAAGCCGUGUCGCUUUUGAGGCAUCGCCUCGGGAAAACGGACCAACCUUAUGCGACCCAUGGAUUCGCAGCCACAGUCAUGUUUUCAUGCUACGAGAUGUUGGAUGCGACCGGACUGGAUUGGCAGAGACAUUUGAACGGGGUCUUCACCUACGGAAGAUUGCGCAACAUCAAUGGCUCGUGUGGGGGCAUCGAGCAAGCUGGAUUCUGGUCCAUUGCUAGACAAGAGGUCGUCUGCUCCAUCAUAAACAGGACAAGGCUGCGACUGGACCCCGAUUUGUGGGGCAUUGACCUCGAAAACAUUGGACAGGAAGGCAGCGAAGACUUGAUCAACAACCAAGUUUUGACCAUUCUCGCCAAGGUCGUUGAUUUCACGGCUACCCUCGACACCGCUUUCGAACGGGAUAAGCAGGCGGUGACGGAAAGAUGGCAAAACUUGACUCAGCUCUUGGACCACUGGGAGCGAUCCGUGCAGGACUUUAUGGGACCGGUCUGCGCCUACAGGAAGACUGGUGAAGUGUUUUCAACCAUUUGGUUUCCCCACGGCGUUUGUGCGAACUCAUGGCAAAUGUUCCACCUCGCCCGCAUAUUACUUCUGACUACAAAUCCUCGCCAAGGCAGGAAUUGCAUGAUGGCAUACCGGACAGUCGAGUUCGAAGUGCUCUGUCACGCCCGGCGGAUUUGUGGCAUCGCGCAAAGCAAACCACAUGGCAGUAGUCGUGUCAACUCCGUUCAGCCAAUCUACUUCGCUGGAUGCUGCUUCAGUGAGACCGAGGAACGUAUUCAAACAGCGAGGCUCUUGAACGACAUCGAAGACGAUCUUGGCUGGGCAGCAAAGUAUAGAGCUCGAGACUUGUACGAUCAAUGGGGAUGGUCGUACCCUCCGGCCGCGAGUGUGUGA
Cladophialophora immunda is the source of this 927-nucleotide messenger RNA. RefSeq lists its product as uncharacterized. The record is from RefSeq and is a predicted model, not a curated record. The transcript is spliced from 5 exons. Lineage: Eukaryota; Fungi; Ascomycota; Eurotiomycetes; Chaetothyriales; Herpotrichiellaceae. Gene Ontology annotation, biological process: positive regulation of transcription by RNA polymerase II. Gene Ontology annotation, cellular component: nucleus. The coding region runs from base 1 to 927 and encodes 308 amino acids. Gene Ontology annotation, molecular function: transcription cis-regulatory region binding; DNA-binding transcription factor activity.